Triplophysa rosa is the source of this 6092-nucleotide messenger RNA. RefSeq names its product E3 ubiquitin/ISG15 ligase TRIM25. Lineage: Eukaryota; Metazoa; Chordata; Actinopteri; Cypriniformes; Nemacheilidae. Bases 66 to 2216 code for a protein of 716 amino acids. The transcript is spliced from 7 exons. The record is from RefSeq and is a predicted model, not a curated record. Gene Ontology annotation, molecular function: zinc ion binding; protein binding.
GCGAAGGUUUCGUUUCUUCGAUCGUUCGUCCUGUUGCCGUAUACACAAGAAAAUCAACUUUAAAGAUGGGAGCGUCUAAUGAGAAGCCAGUCAAAUGUCCCCUGUGUCAUGAGGACUGUCGGAAUCAAGUGACGCUGACGUGCAAACACAGUUUUUGUCAGAGAUGUAUCGGAGAGAUAUGGAGCGUAUCUCCUACUGGACCUUAUUAUUGCCCCGAGUGCAAGUACGAAUACAAGCACCUACCCGACUAUACGGACGGAGCCUCGACGUCUACUGCCACCCCCAACGCAAAUUGGACACUUGGAAGAAAUAUGUCUGCACGAUACUCCCCUAAAACGUUGUCUAAGACAUUGCUUGGGAAGAGAAAAUCCAGUUCAGCAUUUCCUGAAAAAUACCACGGAGGAUACAGACUGGGUUCAGCACCAUCUAAGAAAACCAAGGCCACUGGCUCAGAUGUGAUUGACGUCAUAGAUUCUGAUGAUGAUACAACAGCACUACGCAAAAGAAGAGCUACAGCAGAUGAACAUCCACGUGGAAAUCAGUCUUCAUCAUCUAUGAGUGAUACAUCAACUCAGUGCACACCUCCAGAAACAACUCAGAUCACACCGCCUCGUGUUAAAUCAUUUCCAGAGAGUAACUCCGCUUCAGUAACUCCGGACCAGCCUGUCAUGGCUUCCUGUAGUGAUGAAGGGACACCCAGGAAAAGCACCACACCUCGAGAGCCACCAACCCCAAAAAACACCUCUGGAGAGCAGACAAGAGUCAGCCCCUCCAACAGUGAUGAGAAUCUGUCUGCCAAUGUUUCCGAUAGAUCAAGAGAGGGGACCCCCAGGAUCAACUCUAUCCCCUGCCAUUACUGUCCCAGUUCAGAUCAGAAAGUGGCAGUAAAGACCUGCCUGGUGUGCGGGGCCUCCAUGUGCUCCAAGCACCUGCGGGCACACCUGGAAAAGCCGGUGUUUAAGAAUCACCCGCUCGUGAGCGCUGUGGAAGACGUAUCGCUCUGGAGAUGCCAAGAUCAUCAGGAGAUGAACCGCAUCUACUGCCGAACGUGCAGAGUCUGUGUGUGUACCGUGUGUUCAUUGGUUGGAGCACACAAGGGCCAUGAGUGCAUCAGCAUCCGAGAGGCGGAGCAAGAGCUCAGGGGAUCACUAAAUAAUGAGAUGAAAAAAAUGCAGAAAACAGAAAAGUCCAUUCAGGAAAAGGUCUCUGAGAUCAAUGAGAGGAAACACUCUGUCAAGACGGGUCUUGAGGAAGUGCGGGCAGCUGUGUUGCAGCAGUAUCAGGCCAUGCGGGAGGCUCUGCAGCAGGAAGAGGAGCAGGCGUUACACUGUAUGGCCCAGGAGGAGAACAGAGUGCUGGGCAGCAUUCAAAAUCAGCUGGAAACGUUGCAAAAUGCACUGAUGUCUAGCGGAAGCAUAUUAAACACACUACAGGCAUUGAGUGAUGCACGAGGGAUGUCACAGUACCAGGACCAGGCUUUUAUAAUGGAAUACACCAAAAUAGGAGCACAACUGAGUGGAUUGUCUGACCCUGUGCAGAACCUUAAUCCUCUUCAGGAGGUAAAUCAAGGUCGACUGGACUGUCUUCAGGACUGGACUGAGCGGAGACUAGACACUGUGCUCAUUACACUGCCACACAGAGAUCCUUACAGACUGUUGCAUGGCAUAAGCCCGCAUCUGGAUCUUGAUACUGCCCAUCCAAAGCUGCUGCUGUCUGAUGAUAACAGGACGGUGCAGUAUACAGAGACCCAACAGGACUACACUGACCAGGAGACUCGCUUCAAUAUUUUCCCUCAGAUUCUAGGCUCUCAUGCUCUAGAUGAGGGCCGCUACUACUGGGAGGUGGAGGUUCCAAUGGAUGAGGGCCGAUGGAAGGUGGGAGUCUGUGAUGGACAGAUAGGCAGAAAAGGGCAAAAGGAUGCCUGUCGCAUUGGGUUCUACCCCAAUUCUUGGUGUUUGAUUUAUGAGAAGGGAAAAGUAGAGGCGCUGCAUGAUAAAGUGGCUUCGCCUGUGUGUGCCACUGGACUCUGGAAGGUGGGCAUGCUGCUGGAUUUUAAUGAAGGUCGGUUGUCUUUUUAUAGCGUGGCUGAGGAAGGAGCUUUGUCUUUACUGUACAGUUUCGAACAUUCGUUCACAGAGCCGCUGUAUCUGGCGCUGGCAGUUUCUAAAACGCAGCUCCGCAUCUGUGAUGUAUUUACCAAGCCCACUACAGACUAGAAAAUUAUAGUUACAAUACUAAGCAACACAACCUACUGUUACAUUCCAUAAAAUGUAAUUUCAAUAGUCAUGACUGCUAAACAGGUCAUGGAGAAAACAAGCAGUUCUUUUUUGGUCUUGGUUAAUAUUUACGGAAUCGCUUUUAAAUACGUGCAUAUCUGAAUGGUUUUAAAUGCUAAUCUUUUUCGUCUGGAAUAUUGAAAUUGUCAAAACAAUCUUUUUAACUGUAUUUUUAAGUAAAACAUUUGUAAUUACUUUUAAAGAUUAUUUUUAUAAACUGUCUAAAUAUUUAUUGUAUUCUCGAUUUAGUAAAGUAUAAAGUAUUGCACAGUUUACAAUUAAAUAAAACAGAAGCCAGGAUAAAUAUUAAUUCAGGAACUUAAUAAUUUACAACACACUAUAUACAUAAAGCCAAGCCAAGUUUUUUAUUAAAUCUUAAACAUGAAGUUAAACCAGUAAUUUGAUUCAUUCCAUCCACACCCAGAAUUAAUUUAAAUGCGUUUUUCUGCCAGUAUCUCCAACCUUAAUAUACUUCCAUAUUUUCUUGUAUUAUCUUUCAAAUUCUACAAAUGUUUCCAGCUGUUAGUCUGUCCUAUGUGUAUUUCAUUUCAACCCUAGAUGGCAGUGUUGCUUAAUAUGAAAUAGACUUGUACUUGUUUUUGAUGGUUAUUAUUCGUAAUAAGAAAACAAAGCAAAACCAAAAGACAAAGCGAAAUAUUAAAACCAUGCAGCACUUAUGUAAUUAAAUUCGGAUUCUUCUGGUUUACAGGUGAUGCACAAAUGCAUCUUCACAAUAAUGUUGUAUCACAGCAAACCAUCCAGCUCAUGUAUUACCUUUGAGAUAUUUCUUGGUAAAGCAUUUCUUGGUAAAGCCCCUUGCUUUUCUCUUUUUUGUAUGUUUUGUACAUAAUAAUGAGCCCUUUUAUUUUCAUUUAUUCUACAAGAGACAGAGACACUAUAGUGGGAGGAUCAGGUGUAAGACAAUAAUGAGUCAUCUGUUCCAAGAACUGUUAUGUGUACCGUCACACAAUCAGAUCCAUGCAGAUUUACAAGUUAAUGAAAAAGAAGUCUUGUGCAAAGAAAAAGAUAUGCACAUAUUAACAGAUUCAGACUUUAUUAUUAUUCAUAAAAAUAAGUAACUUAAAUUAACUUUUAGAAAAUUUUUAGAUCAAACUUUACCUAAAAAUCCAACAUUAGCAUUAAUGAAAUCAAACCUACUUCAGGACCAUUAAAUAUUUUUCAUUGUGACCAGUUCUUUUUUUCCCCUAUCUGAGUUUGGACAUUAUUCCCCUAUCCAAGUUUUGUUUUUAAAUUCCCAAUUUUCAAUGGUGAUUCUGAUCAUCAUAAAUAAUGCGACAGAGCAAGAAAAUAAUGUAAAAAUUUGUUAAAUCUUGUAAAUAUAAAAAAAUCAGGGGUCACUUCUCACUUUGCUUCCAGCUGCUUGUGCACUACAGCCUGAGAAACAGGUGCAAAGCUGUUCUGUCACUUUACCGUAACCGUCAGAAUAAUCUGAGCUGCUUACCGCACACUGACCGCUCUCAUGGUUUCCCAGUGUGAAUUUAUAUAGUUCAAAACAGCUGAGACUUGGUAAAAAAUGAACUCAUUCUGUCUUUUUAUGAGAGUUGAGCACACAAAGUAAGAUCCAGAGUGUUUUAGUGCAAUAUUCAGAAUUCAGCUUCUUUCUCUUUAAAACAGCAGCAUAUGUUUCUGAAUAUCACAAUCUGUGGUGCUGGAAGCUUCUGUCAAGGUUUGGGACAUUUUUCUGUCUUCCUUCCUGAAUCAUUCUCUGUCAUCCGUGGAAUACAUUACAUUGGCUCAUCAUUUUCUUUCGCUCCUGUGAGAAUGUUAAUAUCACCCUUUUGAAACAGAUGUCCUCUGUCCAUGGCCAGCUGGCUAAUAUAUAUAUUCCAAGACCUGUCUCAAAGGACGAGACUUUUGACACGGUCCCUGAUGUGACUGACACUGUAUAUUUUUAAGCUACAGUAAUGCACCAAUGGCAUUUGGGAGGUCUUGGUAUGAAAAAUGUAUGACAUAACCAGGUCCCUUCGGAGGCAAAUUCAUUUAAGCAGAAAUAUUCACUUGGGGGAUUUCACACAUAGUUGACAUAUAAAGUGGGUUAACAACACUGUUGUUUCCUAUUCUGUUGAGAAGAUCUUCAUUAAGUGGGUUUGACAUAAUGUCAGUCGGUUAUUAAGCUGUCAUUCUGUGAGACCUCAAUUAGAACGGAUUGAAGAGAUCUCUCUUUGGUUUUGUUAUCCCAAUAGACAUUUAGCUGCUCAAAUCAAAUUUCCAUACAUAUCAUCUACAGGACAAGCUUCUUAGCAUGUUUGUUCCUCACAGAAUUGUAGGUUGUGUGUUUGCAUUAUCAGUCUAAUGAUGUUUACUAUAACAUUUGCAUUAUCGAUCUGUCUUGAUUCUAAACCAGCCUUUAUAGAUGUUGUAUAAACAAAUCACAGGUUUUAUCUGCUAGGCCACCACAUAAAUCUUAAAGAGACUCAUUGGCCAUGGACCUCUGGUUCGAUUUUGCUCAUCUUGUGUCUUUGGAGACGUGGUGGCUUAGGGACAAACAGUGGAAAAUAUUCAACAGUCAAUCAUGUGGUCAUCGUCUGCCCUGGGGACAAGAGAGAACUCAUUAGUGACAUUUAACUUUCACUCAGGCAAAUGGGAAUAUGCCUGUUUCAAUGUUGUGUUUGCUUUACUGUUUUUGCUACAGGCUACUGUAGUCUCCGCUGGGAUUUUUAUUCGUUUUUACUGGAUGACAUCUUUACAUUUGUGAAGACACUCAAUCUGCAAACAAUCUGCACAAAUACAGAAUCGAUAACUAAAAUAUGCUUGUAGUAAUGUCUUGUGAUAUCUUUGUCCAAAUUGUGUUUUCUUUCUGAAAACAAAUGGACUUCCAUAAAAUAAAAUAUUUAAUACUGUUUUUAGAGGAAAUACUGUACGUCAACAGAUGAAGAAGCACUGCACUAUCAAACCAUUGCAUGAGAUCUUUAAUAUGAGAUUGAACCUGAACAACCGUGCGAUUUUUGUCCCAUGUUGCUUUUAUGUUCCCAUGCUGCUGCUUAAAAAAGAUUAAAUCACAGAAGCUGCUCUGUAUCUCAAUCCAGCCCAGACAGGCAGGAAAUGAAACAUCUUGUAGCCUAAUAGAUGUCACAGAUGACAUCAGAAUAUUGUUGCUGUCCUUCUGAAACCUUGUAUGUCCAAUUUCGCUGUUUUUCAGGAAAUAGAAAAAACACAGUACUUUUUAAAUUAUUACAUACUUUUUAUUGGUUACAUAUUUGUCAAACCCAGUGAUAAACAUAAAGGCUGACUAAUAAAAAUGAUUUAAGGCAAAACAUAAAAAUCACGAAAUAUGGUGAUACGAGGUUUCAGAAGAACAGCAGCGAUAUACAUUUUUUAUUUAUACUUGGAGAUGGUGCCCAUAGCUCCUCCUUUUUAUAUAUCUGACUGACACAUAUGGCCAAAUGCAGCUCUUACCUACAUGUCACGCAGUACCGCUUCAUUUUACCCUUCAUUUAUUCUGGUCAUGGGAGUGAUUGCAAUCCGUCACAGCUGUGCUUUUCAACUGUAUACAACACCACCAUAGUUCUUCAACAAAUAGAGAAUAAAACAUGUUCUAGACAAAUUUUGAAUUUUUGUAUUGUAUCAUAUCAUCAGUUACUGCUUGAGUUAUGUAACUCCUAAAGUUUUAGUUCUGAAAAUUCUCUGACUUUUUUGAAUUGACACUUAUUUUAUUCAUCCUGUAUCUACCUUCCUACUGGAAUAUGACUCAGAGAUUCUAUCAGUAGUGUGUGACAUUAACUGGCUGAACUUUUGAUGUUGGCUGUUUGACUGUUGGCUUGUGCCAAGAGGUCCAAAAAGAUCUGUUGAGUCUAA